CCUCUGCUUUGCUCUUAAACGGAAAAGCAUUGCUGAAGGCGCUCCGUCGCUGUGCUGUACCAUGAAAACUGAUCCUUGUAGCUGAAUUAUAAUACCUCUAGACUCGGCUCCUACGUCCUCCAGUCUCCAAUUAUAUUCGUACCCAUUCCAAUUCAAGGCUCCCUUGCCCAGCAUGGUUGUCCUUUCCAUAGCAGCACGCCGUUGCCUCCAACGCAACUCAUUUGCAACGACCCGACGCUUCCUCAUGACACUACCCUCAUUUUCUCUCGAAGGCAAGACGUGUGUCGUAACUGGAGCCGCCCGAGGCUUAGGGAAAGAGUUUCUCACCGCAUUUGCACUCAGCGGCGCGCGUGGGGCAUGUAUAGAUCUCUCCCUCGAAGCAGGCGAUAAAGCAAUCCAGCACAUCAGCCAACGCGCCUUCUCCCAGUCGUCAACGGCCUCCUACAAGCCUGACCUUCGCGCAUAUGCCUGCGAUGUCACAUCUGAAGCACAUGUUAAAGAUACAUGGGAAGCCAUUGUGAAGGACUUUGGCCAAGUAGAUGUAAUGGUCACGGCGGCCGGAAUUGUGGAUAAUGUGGAAGGUGAGAAUUAUGCCUUGAAUAGGUGGCAGAAGAUGUUUGAUAUCAAUGUUCAUGGCAGCUUCCUGUUCGCGAGAGAAGCUGGGAGAUACUGGAUUGAACAGAAGAAGAAGGGAAAUCUGAUAUUGGUUUCAAGUAUGAGUGCGCACAUAUGUGUUCGGCCACAGAAGCAAGCAGCGUAUAAUGCAUCCAAAGCUGCUGUCUCAUUGAUGGGCAAAAGCCUGGCUACAGAGGUAUGCAUGACCUACCACCAUGCUGCCUAGCUAUCAGCUCAACUGAAACAGUGGGCAACCAAUGGAAUUCGCGUCAACAGUCUCUGUCCUGGCUACAUGAAAACCGACCUCAUCAUUGAUCUUCUUGCCAGAGAAGGACCGCAUAUCGAAGAGAACUGGGUGAAAGAUAUUCCCAUGGGCCGCCUUGCGCAUCCGAGUGAAUUGCAAGGCACGAUUGUAUGGAUGGCAAGUGAUGCAAGCUCUUACCUUACUGGGAGUGAAAUCGU
This is a messenger RNA of Cadophora gregata, 1077 nucleotides long. RefSeq lists its product as uncharacterized. The transcript is spliced from 2 exons. The coding region runs from base 173 to 841 and encodes 222 amino acids. Gene Ontology annotation, molecular function: oxidoreductase activity, acting on NAD(P)H, oxygen as acceptor. Gene Ontology annotation, cellular component: intracellular anatomical structure. Lineage: Eukaryota; Fungi; Ascomycota; Leotiomycetes; Helotiales; Ploettnerulaceae. The record is from RefSeq and is a predicted model, not a curated record.